Molecule: messenger RNA, 1224 nt
Organism: Leishmania braziliensis MHOM/BR/75/M2904
Lineage: Eukaryota; Euglenozoa; Kinetoplastea; Trypanosomatida; Trypanosomatidae
Exons: 1
Coding region: 1-1224 (407 amino acids)
Source: RefSeq, a predicted model, not a curated record
AUGUUCUUUGCUGGCGGUACUUUUGGUGUAGAGAGUGAGGCCCGCGACGCCCACAGACGCCCCACGGGCCGCCGUCACCAAGCACGCGACAUGGCCGAACUGCAAGCCAACAUCGAAGCGAGUCGCGGCGCACCGACGGUUCCAGCUGAGGGGGCUCGACACGCAACUGCGCAAAACAAGAUGGCCGCUGGACCGUCGUUUCUCGACCGCAUUCACGAGCAGAACUCGAUCGUCGUGGAGUCGCCCCAUCCGACGCGCCGCCGCGGAGCGGCACCGGCGGACCACCUCAACAUUUUCUCGUGGCACGACACGACCCCUGCACCUCGCGCGCCCAACCAGGGUCACCAGGUGACAGCAAGCGGAUCCCGCACAGCCCAACCCACGAACGUCACAGCAGCGGCACCGACUGCGGAGGACAGACGUGAGCAGGCGGCAAAGAAGUUUGAGAUGCACAGCGAUAGUGCAUUCUUGCGGUUCAUCAAUGCUCCGAAGACAGGGUCCGGUGCCGAGGCUGGCAAGCGCGGCGCGUACACUGGUGCUGUGUCGGGGCAACCUGUGGUGCCUCCACCCCCUGGCCGCGACAUGGGCAGUCGGAUGCACGAGCAGUCCCAUGGACGGCGCAGGGGGCGCGGAAAGGCGACCGCACACACUGACAACCAAUGCAGUGUGCCGGAGGAGUCAGGCAUAGCCGGCUUCCCCGGGAUGGGCCAGCGCAGCACCCCUCACGCUGUGCCGCAUCUCACCCGCAAGUCAGCUCAGGCCGAUGUCUUGCCCUCAUCUGUCUCGAAACUCGCGCAGCGCGAGGACACUGGCCGAGGCGAUGACGCCCGCGUACCACCAGCACAGGCGCCGGCGCCCAAGCCAAAAUGCAUUCCGCCCUAUCACAUCGAUGAGGACAGCUGCGAGGACCACCACUACAUGAACGCGUACGAGGCGAAGGCCAACGGCCGGCAGCCGUGCAGUGAAGAGAUGUGGAUGUGCGACGACAACGACUAUGACGGCUAUGAUGAAGCACACACAGGUGGCCCCACCGCGGGCGCGCUACACCAUGCUCAAGGUGGGCACAACCCGGAGUGGCUGCAUGAUGCUGCCGACAGAGGUAAGACAGGCGGACCUAUUGCUAUGUCACCUUCUGUGCAGCCCCGUCAGUACAACUUCGAUGCAGAGGAGCAGCAGUUCUACGAGGCGCGUGUACCCCCUCAAGCUGAACUCCCACACCACUGA